Molecule: messenger RNA, 859 nt
Organism: Vitis vinifera (wine grape)
Lineage: Eukaryota; Viridiplantae; Streptophyta; Magnoliopsida; Vitales; Vitaceae
Product: DCC family protein At1g52590, chloroplastic
Exons: 5
Coding region: 146-676 (176 amino acids)
Molecular function (GO): protein-disulfide reductase activity
Source: RefSeq, a predicted model, not a curated record
GCCAUAUGGGGCUACCCUCUGAUGAUGGGUGGUUCGCUCAAUCCCGCAGGGUACCUUGGUAAUUUCAGUUAUGUUUCACCAAUUAAUUCAAUAUAAAAAUUGUUUCUGAAAAACACUCCGCACAUUUCAACUGUGUUCAACACCAAUGGCGCUGGCGCUGAGUGUUCCAGUAGGGUGCGCACGAUUGAGAGCCUCCACGGCCGCGCGCGUUAGACCCACAGUCGUCGUCUCUGCUAACCUAGCCCCACUAAGAGGUGAUGCGGUGGAUUGGGUGGCGGGGACGUCGAGCUUCUUCGAACAAGACUCAAGGCCAAUCAUGUUGUUCGACGGUGUAUGCAAUUUAUGCAAUGGUGGUGUGAGGUUUGUGCGUAAUAACGAUCGAAAUAGGAGUAUAAGGUUUGAAGCCCUCCAGAGUGAAGCAGGCAAGAAACUCUUGAGGAGAUCAGGAAGAGCUCCUGAUGAUAUUUCAAGUGUUGUACUCGUUGAAAAAGAAAGGUCAUAUAUCAAGUCAGAAGCUGUCCUGAAGAUCAUGGAAUACAUUGAUUUACCGUUUCCCCAGUUAGCAUUCUUUCUACAGUUUGUACCUUUGUUUAUACGGGAUUUCGCAUAUGACAAUGUUGCAAACAACCGUUACUCGUUGUUUGGACGGUCUGACUCAUGUGAGAUUAUAGAAUAGUCCAAAAAUUAUGCUCUUUUGUAUGUGUAUAUGUGUGUAUAUUUCAGAAUUAUGAAAUGAUUGAUUUUGAUUUUGUCGGCUCAAAUAUUUUUGGUUGAAACAGAAUGAAACUGGGAUUGUAAUUACUGGUUGGGAUUCUCUAUGUAUACAGACGGGCUUAUAAUUACUCAUUAGUAUUUUUAA